Hordeum vulgare subsp. vulgare (domesticated barley) is the source of this 858-nucleotide messenger RNA. RefSeq lists its product as uncharacterized. The transcript is spliced from 4 exons. The record is from RefSeq and is a predicted model, not a curated record. Lineage: Eukaryota; Viridiplantae; Streptophyta; Magnoliopsida; Poales; Poaceae. Bases 118 to 588 code for a protein of 156 amino acids.
UAUAACUAGACGCCAACUGCCCGAUUCUAUGGCUGUUCCUCCGUAGAGCCUCAUCACAUCAGUAUCUAUCUCCAAAACUCUCCGUGAUUAGGGAAAAGAAAGGCUAGCGCUAGUGAGAUGCCUGGCCGCAACUUGGGCGCCGCCGGAGCAAAGGAGGAGGAGGAGGGGGAGUAUGCCAGGCCGCCCAAGAUCGACGUGGAGACGCACUACCUGCUGUACAUGCUGCUUUUCGUGACGAUGUGGAUGUCUUUGCUUCGGCUUCGGUCGCCGGCCCUGGCCACCGGCUACAUCCCGGCCUUCGAAGCCCUGAUCACCUGCUGCUACUUCGCGUUCGUCAUCGUCCAGCUGCAGGUGCUGCUUGCCAUCGCGCUGUCGGAGGAGCCCGCCCCGUCGCUGCUCCCGUCUCCCGUGAGCCAGUGGAUCCUGGCCCUCUUCCUGUGGCUGCUCGGGGUCCUCUACUACAUGAACUACGCCUCCAUGAGCGCCGGGUAUACGAGCUACUGGGGCCUGAUCAUCGCCGGGAUCGCCAGUGUUGUGAGCUUCGCCAUGACCGUCUACAACAUGGUGCAGCGCCCCGUCUUUGAUUAGCUGCGGAUCUACGAUGAUUGAGCAUCUUGGAACCUGAACAAGGGCCAGACUUGCCCUUGCAUAUGGCAGUUUACUGUUAUGUUACUAUCUUCUGUCUAUUGUUGGAUGAUGUGCUAUGAGUAUAUUGUUGGUUCUCUAUCUACUAUCUGAACUCAGUAAGGAUUUGGCUUCACUUGGGGGACAUGAUUAAUGUGUCGAUCAGUACCUGAUGUUUCGUGAAAAACUUUUCUCUAUGGAAUGUUUCAUGAAAAACUUGUUGUGGGGAUGUGA